CAAAUCCUCGGCUCAGACGACCAGACCGGCCCCGGCUCAUGGGACAUUUUCCACAGCUGUUCUUUCCAAAUACGUAGAGGGCCAGGACUCUGACAACAAGCAUGAGCGAACAUUCCACCUCCAACUCGCCUGCCCCCCUCACCCAGCCCCAGAGAUCCACCUCGAUAUCCCCGGCCAACUCUGUCUGUUCCACCAGCAAUGUGACUAAAGCCCCGCUAUACGGGACCGUUAUCCCUAACAGAGUGUUCGUGGGCGGAAUAGCCUACAACAAUGACCAGCCUGCAGACGCUAGUGCCUCGGCUGCGGCCCUGCCCACUGCUAAUGCAUGCACACCUGCCGGCACCAGCAUGCAUCUGGCCACACCUGUGUACCCCUGGUGGCAGUACCAGCAUGUGCAGAUCGGCACUCUGUUCAAGGACCGAGUUUUCGUCCGAGGCUUCGACCCAGAUUGCUCAGAGCAGGAACUGAGAGAAUUCUUCACCCAGUUUGGGGCAGUUCGAGACACAAAGAUCAUUGCUGAUAGGGCAGGGGUCAGCAAGGGCUAUGGGUUUGUGACCUUUGACAGCCAGGAGGCAGCAGACAAGGCACAACAGAAUGACAACCUCAUGUUCAAAGACAAGCGAUUGAAUGUCGGCCCGGCAAUUAGAAAGCAGGCCCCAUCACUGCCAUCACCAUUCAGACCAGAGUCUUCCUGUUCCCCUUACCUGGUGGACAUUGGUCCCGGUUCCCAGUCCUUUGUGAACAACUGGAGUCUGCCGUAUGGGUACAUGUGUCCUGAUAGCUUCCUGCCUCAACAGACAGUAGUUGGUCCGUCCGUGCCUCCAUCGUUGAGCCCAGCUCCCAUCAUGUUGCCGGCGGGACCUCCAGCCCACCAACCCUGUAACAUGUACGUGCCACAGGGCCAGCCACACCAGUCUUACUACCCUAACACUGCUGCAGGCCAGCAGUACAGUACAUCUGGCAGGGAGUGGGCACCGCAGUCUCCCCCAGCUGCCAUGCAGGCCCCCCAGCCAGUGACGUUUGAUGGCUACGGUCCUGUGUACCAGGAGAUGGUUCCUGUUGAGAUGUCCUCCUUUCCCCCAGGCUGUGUUGUGAUGACGGCGCCGAACCUGCCUCCAGAGGCUUCUGGGUACAUCUCCAUGUCCGGAGUACCCAUCAUGCAGCAGGUACAGGAGGUGAACCCUCCGCCUGAACAGCCUCCACCUCCUCCUGUCUACACUCAGCACACCAGGAGACACACGAACUUCCAUGGCCCUCCCCCGACCCGAAGGUUUCCCAGAAUCGGCACGGGACGCCCCCGAUGCAUGCCGGUGCGACCUGUCAUGGAGGCAGGGAAGUCAGCCCCCCAGGAGGGACAACCAGUCCCCACCCUGACCCCCCCUCCUACCCCUACCCCCUCCAUCAACAACUAGUACCCCCCUCUGUCAACAACUAGUACCCCCCUCUGUCAACAACUAGUACAUCCACCAGUGUUUCAGAUAGAAACAAACUACCGUCAAACCUGUACUGAUGAUCACCUCCACAUAAGGACCAUCUGGCCAAUGUGACUGACCACGUUUUGCUUGUCCCUUUAUAGAUACUAUUUCCCUUUGACACAAGCACAAAGAAUCCUGUCUAUAGUGACCACCUGUCCACAUAAGCCAGAUUCUAUCGGUCCCGAGUGGUCUUCUUGGGCAAUUUGACUGUAUAACUUUUUUGUUGUGGAAUUGGCUCUGUAUUCAUCAAAUUGUUGGUCUUUUUUGUAAGGGCAUGGCAUUGCCAGGACAUGUACUGACGAACAUUUAUUGAAGUCAAUACAAUGUGUCC
This is a messenger RNA of Branchiostoma belcheri (Belcher's lancelet), 1806 nucleotides long. Its product is annotated as protein boule-like. The coding region runs from base 102 to 1412 and encodes 436 amino acids. Lineage: Eukaryota; Metazoa; Chordata; Leptocardii; Amphioxiformes; Branchiostomatidae. The transcript has 13 exons. The record is from RefSeq and is a predicted model, not a curated record. Gene Ontology annotation, molecular function: RNA binding.